Cuscuta campestris is the source of this 1560-nucleotide messenger RNA. Lineage: Eukaryota; Viridiplantae; Streptophyta; Magnoliopsida; Solanales; Convolvulaceae. The record is from the annotation of a GenBank genome assembly.
GACAAACGUAUCCAUGAAGAAACCCCAAAAUAUCAGAAGUUCAAGAACUCCGAGGAUGUUUCCGGACGAGGGAUCGUCGUCCUCCGUGACUUCCUCCUUCCCUCUGCAAGCUUUUCAGAUGACGGCGGCGACGCCGCCGGACCCAUGGCCGAAGGAGUUGAAAUCGGAGGAGAGGGGUCUGUAUCUGAUCCAUCUCUUGCUCACCUGCGCCGGCCACGUCGCCGCCGGCAGCCUGGAAAGCGCCAACGCGGUACUCGACCAGAUCUCCGACCUCGCCUCCCCCUGCGGCGACACCAUGCAGCGCAUCGCGUGUUACUUCGCCGGAGCACUCGCCGACAGGGUGCUCCGGCAACUUCCCGGCGUUUACAGAGCCCUCCGCGCCACCGAUCUGGUCUCGCCGGCGGAGUGUUUUCUUGCACGGAAGGUGUUCGACGAAUGGUUCCCGUUCUCGAAAGUGUCUUUCCUUGUGGCUAACCAAGCCAUAUUGGAGGCCAUGGAAGGGGAGAAAAUGGUCCACAUAAUAGAUUUCAACACGGCUGACCCGGCCCCGUGGCGGGCCAUUCUUCGGGACUUCAGUACUAGGCCUGAAGGCCCGCCACAUCUCCGCCUGACGGGGGUCCACCCCGUUAGAGAUGUGGUCGAACAAACGGGCCGGGUCCUGGUCGAUGAGGCAGAAAAACUAGAUAUCCCUUUCCAGUUCAAUUACAUAGUUACCAAAUUCGAGAAUCUAGAUUUGGAUAGAGUUCGAAUCAAGACCGGGGAAGCUUUAGUAAUUUCUUCCGUUUUACAAUUCCACACCUUACUCGCCCCCCACGAGAACAUUAUCCCGUCCAACCAAGCCACAUUGGGCGAAUCGACCGAAAAGGAUUCGGAGAAUUCGACUUCGUCCGCUUUAAUAUUCAGCCCGACCAAUGAGAUCGAACCCUUCCUCAACUACCUCUCCGGCUUAUCACCAAAAGUAAUGGUGGUCACCGAACAAGAGAAUGACCAUAACGGACCGAACCUAAUGGAGAGGCUAUCUGAGUCCCUAUACUUCUACGCAACCUUGUUUGACUGCGUAGAGUCUACCCUGCCCAGAUCCUCGUUGGAUCGGGCAAGGCUCGAGAACAGGGUCUUAGGAGAGGAGAUCAAAAACAUUAUCGCUGAAGAAGGGGUCGAGAGGAAGGAAAGGCACGAGAAGCUCCCCAAGUGGUUUGGGCGGUUCGGGUCCAUCGGGUUUUACAAUGUGCCUUUGAGUUACUACGCGAUGACACGGGGGAAGAGGUUCUUGGAGAGCUUUGGGUGCGACGGGUAUAAGAUGAAGGAAGAGAACGGGUGUGCGGUUAUGUGUUGGCAUGAUCGCCCUCUCUACUCGGUGUCUGCGUGGAGAUGCGGGAGGUGAAGGGUUCCAACGGCUAUACAACGUAAGGAUUAUGCUAGGGUCGCUCCAAGGGUGAUCUCAUAAAUAUUUGCAAUCUUUUCAUUUUGUGUUUGGUGUGUGUUUGAAAAUAAAAGCAUGAAAUCUUCCAAAUGUUACAUUGCUUUGAAGUUGUGUUUGAAAAAUAAUGUAAACUUCAAUUU